Messenger RNA from Ophidiomyces ophidiicola, 879 nucleotides. It is a transcript of the gene YMC1, whose product is annotated as carrier protein ymc1. Gene Ontology annotation, biological process: mitochondrial L-ornithine transmembrane transport. The transcript has 3 exons. Bases 1 to 879 code for a protein of 292 amino acids. The record is from RefSeq and is a predicted model, not a curated record. Gene Ontology annotation, molecular function: L-ornithine transmembrane transporter activity. Lineage: Eukaryota; Fungi; Ascomycota; Eurotiomycetes; Onygenales; Onygenaceae.
AUGGAGGAGAUAGAAAGCCACGAUGGCCAGGGUGCACUACGAACAUUGAAAGAUCUCUCUGCAGGGGCUGCUGGUGGUGUUGCCCAAGUGGUAAUUGGCCAACCCUUUGAUAUUGUGAAGGUCAGACUUCAAACAACAACGCAGUAUUCGAGUGCAUUGGAUUGUGCCACCAAGAUAUUAUCUAAGGAGGGCCCAUUGGCUUUCUAUAAAGGGACUCUAACGCCACUAAUCGGCAUUGGUGCUUGCGUCAGUGUACAGUUUGGAGCUUUCCAUGAAGCACGAAGACGACUUGAAGAAUUUAACGCGAAGCGUGGACAUCCUGCUGGCCUUUCGUACUCCCAAUACUACCUUGCGGGUGCCUUUGCCGGUGUCACCAACUCCGUGAUAUCGGGGCCCAUCGAACACAUUCGUAUUCGCCUUCAGACUCAACCACACGGUGCAGAUCGCCUUUAUAAUGGGCCUUUGGAUUGUAUUAAGAAGCUCUCCUCCCAAGGGGGUGUAUUUCGUGGUCUAUAUAGAGGCGAAGCAGUCACGGUACUCAGAGAAGCUCAAGCAUAUGGCGUAUGGUUUCUUUCUUUCGAAUAUUUGAUGAACUGGGAAGCAAGACGUAAUCAGGUUAAGCGUGAAGAUAUCUCCAGCCUCAAAGUUGCAUCAUAUGGCGGCCUAGCUGGUGAAGCGCUGUGGCUUUCCAGUUACCCCUUUGAUGUUAUAAAGAGUAAAAUGCAGAGUGAUGGAUUUGGUGCCGAGCAAAAAUAUAAGAGCAUGACUGAUUGCUUCAAAAAGACAUAUGCCAAAGAAGGCCUUGGUGGUUUCUGGAAGGGAAUUGGUCCAACUUUGCUCAGAGCCAUGCCUGUAUCUGCAGGUACUUUUGCUGUGUAA